Priceomyces carsonii is the source of this 411-nucleotide messenger RNA. Its product is annotated as anaphase promoting complex subunit 11. The record is from RefSeq and is a predicted model, not a curated record. The coding region runs from base 1 to 411 and encodes 136 amino acids. NCBI's taxonomy places the organism in Eukaryota, Fungi, Ascomycota, Pichiomycetes, Serinales, Debaryomycetaceae. Gene Ontology annotation, biological process: anaphase-promoting complex-dependent catabolic process; positive regulation of mitotic metaphase/anaphase transition; protein ubiquitination. Gene Ontology annotation, cellular component: anaphase-promoting complex; nucleus. Gene Ontology annotation, molecular function: zinc ion binding; cullin family protein binding; ubiquitin protein ligase activity. The transcript has a single exon.
AUGAAGGUGAAGGUGGUAGAAUGGCACGGAGUAGGGACAUGGCAUUGGAAGUUAGCUUCUGAAGACCAGGACAAAAGUGGAUAUGUGGACGAGUUAUGCGGCAUUUGUCGAGUGGCAUUUGAUGGAACGUGCCCAAACUGCAAAUAUCCAGGUGAUGACUGUCCUCUAGUCUUAGGAGCUGGAUGUACACAUAAUUUCCAUCUUCAUUGCAUUUUAAAGUGGUUAGAGCAGGAUACAUCUAAGGGACUUUGUCCCAUGUGUAGACAAGUCUUCACGUAUAAGGACUCCCCAGAUAUAGCCAUUCCAGAGGAUAUAUCAAAUUUGCAGACGCUUAUCGACAGCCAUAGGGUAAUGCGUUCAAGAGCGAAUAAUAGUAGUGAGCAAGAGUUUGAAACUUUUGAAGAAGAAUAG